Molecule: messenger RNA, 1362 nt
Organism: Closterium sp. NIES-65
Lineage: Eukaryota; Viridiplantae; Streptophyta; Zygnematophyceae; Desmidiales; Closteriaceae
Source: the annotation of a GenBank genome assembly
AUGGAUACUAGCGACGCCGAGGGAGACGCGGCUGAUCCCGACGACAGGCCGACAUGUAUCACACCCCCUACGACAGGGCUUCAGUUUCUCCGCGCUGUGCAUGCAGAUAACGCUCGCGAUGAGGAGGAGCUGGCCGAUGGCGGUACCGAAUGGAUGCGCCGUCCUGGCAAGGAGAGUGGCGGCAUGGAAGAUGCGUACGACGAUUGGUGUCCUUCUCCGCGCCCGAUGAAUGACGCUGCUGAGUCCGACGGUGUUGAGGAGUGGAUCGCCUCGCCGCGAAACGAGGUUGCUGCAGAGCCGGCCGAAACGGUUGCAACGCAGGUCGUCGAUGCGGCCACUCCUGAGUCAUCCUGUUCAGUCGCUUCGAAGAAGCGACGGUACACACAGCAGGUUUUGCAGUGGGGAACACCGCCUCCGAAGCCCGUCGCUCCACCUCCCCGUGCUGCCCCACCCCCCAUUCGUCCCCUUACAGACGAGGAGAAGAAGGAGAAGGCGUACCUGAAGGCGCAGAAGAGCUACAAGUCUGAUUGGCUGCCGAAGUUUGACUGGCUGAUUCUGGACAAGACGCCAGAGGGCCGCCGCCGUCGCAAUGCGCAAUGCGGCCACCCUGCCGGGCGCAUUGCGACGAUCCACCACCGUGAUGCGCUAACCCGCCGCUCUCAUACGCUCUCAUUCCCUCUCACCCACUCUCUUACGCUCUCAUUCCCUCUCACCCACUCUCUUACACUCUCAUUCCCUCUCACCCACUCUCAUACCCUCUCAUUCCCUCUCACCCACUCUCAUACGCUCUCAUUCCCUCUCACCCACUCUCAUACGCUCUCAUUCCCUCUCACCCACUCUCAUACGCUCUCAUUCCCUCUCACCCACUCUCAUACACUCUCAUUCCCUCUCACCCACUCUCAUACGCUCUCAUUCCCUCUAACCCACUCUCUUACGCUCUCAUUCCAUCUCACCCACUCUCUCACGCUCUCAUUCCCUCUCACCCACUCUCAUACGCUCUCAUUCCCUCUCACCCACUCUCAUACCCUCUCAUUCCCUCUCACCCACACACAUACGCUCUCAUUCCCUCUCACCCACACUCAUACGCUCUCAUUCCCUCUCACCCACUCUCACACGCUCUCAUUCCCUCUAACCCACUCUCAUACGCUCUCAUUCCCUCUCACCCACUCUCAUACGCUCUCAUUCCCUCUCACCCACUCUCAUACUCUCUCAUACGCUCUCAUCCACACUCAUACGCUCUCAUUCCCUCUCACCCACUCUCAUACUCUCUCAUUCCCUCUCACCCACUCUCAUACUCUCUCAUACGCUCUCAUCCACUCUCAUCCACUCUCAUACACUCUCAACCCCUCCCAUCCCCUGUGA